UAUCCUGACUUCCGGUUUACAGCAGCAACAAAACAUCAUCCAUCGUCGUCAAAGUUUUAUGUACCAUUAACGACUUACUAACUACGAAUAAUUUUAUGAAUAAGGUGACAUGGCAGGAACAAGAAGCAUAGAAAGCUAUGUGGAGGACGUCUGUAAAUACAUUGAUAAGUGGGACUACAAGAACAUGAACAAAGUCUAUGAGACAUUGCAGAAAAUGAAAUCCAGCUUCAAAACUAAACACUUCCUAAACUAUUGGAAGGUCCUACAGUGUAUUGGAGAGGUGGCUGCAGAUAAACUUAUCUAUAUGGUAGUUAAGAGUCCAAAAGCAUCCUGUCAGAAACACACUAUCUGCCAUCUUCUUCAUGUCAUGGAAUUAUUCAGCGAGUGUUUAACAACAGUGGCUCUCAUCAAGAGGGUUAACUCUUACAAAGACGAAAUUCUGCCUGUUGUUUUUCUAGCCCUGGAGCAGAGGGAAUUUCCAGAACUUGUGAGGAAGGGCUUCAUUGUGUUGUACAGAAUGAUUAUUGUAGGGAAAUCAUCACUGGUUGUGCCAUACAUGAAGCAUGGGAUAGUCAGACACAUGUAUCAGCAGAUUAAAUGUCGUCAAGGAGCAUUUGGAAUUUAUUGUCUCGAAGCUGUUUCAUAUUGUGCCAAAAUCUUAGCAGCCUUACUGCAGCUGGGUGAUAAAGAUACUCGAAGAACCAUCUCAAAAUCUAAUGUUAUUAAUGAGCUGGAUGUGUAUGCGGUUAAACUUCAGAAGUCCAAGGUGGAUUGGGAUGGAGUAGAGGAUGUAUUUGAAUACCACGACCGUGUCCGCAUGUUGUGCAUUGAUGACAGUCUGACAAGUUCCUUAAAGCCAGAAGACUGGAACCCAAAAGAGAAGCUUUUGGAGGAGUUGGAACAGUUCUAUGAAGUGUACAUUUUCUGUUCAUCACCAGCCUGCCGGAAGCUUGAGACGGAGAAGGAGAAGUUUCUGUACUGCGGGAAAUGCCGAUUAUCCAGAUAUUGUUCACCUGAGUGUCAGAAGGAACAUUGGAAACAGGGGCAUAAGGAGAUGUGUCUGCACGAUUAUGGACCAGAUUUGUAGAGAAACUGUGGUAUUGAAAAAGUGAAUUUAGUUUUUGGCAUGGUAUGAGAUAAGAAAGCAUGAAGGGACAUGGGAAAAUUGAUGUAAUAAAUGGGUUUUGACUACAUGAUUAUGGACCAGACGAAGAGAAACUGUGGUAUUUACAUGUAUGGAGGUUGUAUUUUUAUUCAGCGUAGUGGUAAAGGAUUGAAAGGCAUAAAGAGAUGAGGGAAAAUUGAAGUAGAUAUCAGAUUGGUGUAAUAAAUGUAAUCACCUUGUGACGAAGCAUCCCGAAAAUAUUACAAGAUGUAAAUGUCGUUUAUUUACCAUGUGAAAUUCACAGAAAACAAUUGAAGUUAGAUUUCAACCGAAAGCAGAGUUUGGUGAAAUUCAAGACUUUGAAUCUUUUCUUUUAUGCAUUUUACAACUUGCAUGAUCAUGAUAAAACAGAUGCUUGACAUUAUUUUUUCAAAAUCAACAUCAAAAUGUCAAAUUUGUCAUCUUCCUGCUUUAAAAAUCACUUUUUUGAGAGGGGGCAUGGGGGACAGUGGAGGAUAUUUUUGUGAUGAGAAAAUAAUGUUAAGUGUCUGGAUGUGCCCUUAAACAAGUACUGGUAGUGCUAGUUCAGUAGUUUUUUUUAUUGUUAGUCCAUUUCAUUUUAUUUUACCAUGCUUUGUUGAUUUUUCAUCUAUUUGUUUCAUCUACUUAUUCACCGCAGGAAAAUUAACACCUUAAAGUCAAAAGUAUAUAAAUGUUACUUGAAUGAAAUAAGAUAAUUUACAAGUAUGAACAUUUUAAUAUCGUCCCUUAUAAAGCUGUGCUGUUCUAACUUUUAUCUUUUGUUUAUUGAAAAUUCGUACAUGAUGCAUUAAACAGGGUUUCAUUUAUAUUCUGUAAGUACCAUUCACUUGUAUUCUUUAACUACCGCAAACAAAUUCUUUCAAGAAUUUUUAUUUUUGUGUUCAAUAAAGCAUUCUGUUGAUUUAA
This is a messenger RNA of Saccostrea cuccullata (small rock oyster), 2053 nucleotides long. RefSeq lists its product as uncharacterized. The coding region runs from base 110 to 1087 and encodes 325 amino acids. The transcript has 2 exons. Lineage: Eukaryota; Metazoa; Mollusca; Bivalvia; Ostreida; Ostreidae. The record is from RefSeq and is a predicted model, not a curated record.